This is a messenger RNA of Aspergillus sclerotioniger CBS 115572, 2089 nucleotides long. Its product is annotated as MFS transporter. Gene Ontology annotation, biological process: transmembrane transport. Gene Ontology annotation, molecular function: transmembrane transporter activity. Gene Ontology annotation, cellular component: membrane. The transcript has 10 exons. Bases 151 to 1935 code for a protein of 594 amino acids. Lineage: Eukaryota; Fungi; Ascomycota; Eurotiomycetes; Eurotiales; Aspergillaceae. The record is from RefSeq and is a predicted model, not a curated record.
AAGCUUCCGCUGCAGAUCGGCCGGUCUCAGCUCACAUCUCCCGAGUCGACUCAUUGGUUGUCCUCCAUUUCAAAAGGAGCCCACAGAAUAGGUGACACUAGACUAAAAGAAAGUGCGCGUGGUGAAAUCUCUCCGGUGGAUUGGUCAAUCAUGUCUUCGACUGAGCGGGCAGAACGCUCGAGAGAAAGCAUAGGCAUCUGCUCGGGCGAGCGCUUCCCAAGUACUGAACAAAGUGAUGGUGAGGAUCUGGAAGAGGAAAAGUUGGAGGGCAAUGUCGAUGGAACUUUCGCUCCCAUUAGUGCUCGAGUUCCUUCCCAUGAAGACCGACUACGCAGACAUCAGUCCGCUUCAUCACAUCCCCUCGAGCGUAGUUGGUCCUUGAACGACGGAUACAGCUUCCAUACUACCGACGAAGAAGCCGCUGCGGAGAGAGUCAUUAGUCGGAAAGAAGGAGGUGCUACUGAUGAAACAGAUGACUUGAUAGUCGGUUGGGACGAAAAUGACCCCAUGAACCCCCGCAAUUUCAAUUUGUUAAGACGGUGGCUCGUUGUGAUUAUCUGCUCAUCAGGCUCCCUAUGCGUGACUUGUACUUCAUCAAUGUAUACCGUCACUUACGAUCAGAUCACCAAAGAAUUCAACUGCUCUCGGUUGGUCGCAACCCUCGGCCUGUCAUUCUUCAUCUGGGGCCUGGCGGUCGGGCCGCUUUUCCUAGGGCCUUUGUCGGAGUUCUAUGGCCGAAGACGGAUCUAUAUUUGCUCGUUCACAUUCUUCUUGAUAUGGUUGAUACCAUGCGCCGUGGCCAAAAACAUCCAGACACUAAUCAUCUGCCGGUUUUUUAAUGGUAUCGCCGGGAGCGCAUUUCUCAGCGUCGCCGGUGGCACAGUGGGUGAUCUGUUUGCUCGUCAUGAGCUGAGUGCGCCGAUGAUGCUUUACACGAGUUCUCCAUUCAUUGGUCCCGAAGUGGGCCCACUGGUCGGGGGAUUCAUCAAUCAAUUCACCACAUGGAGGUGGACAUUCUAUGUACUUCUCAUCUGGACAGGCAUUUUGCUAGUCUUGAUUGUCUUCCUCGUCCCCGAAACAUAUCAUCCAGUGCUUUUGAGACGCAAAGCACGGAAGCUUCGCAAGGAGACUGGUGAUGAUAGAUGGCAGGCUCCUAUUGAGAAGUUGCAUCGUUCGGUAGCGCAGACCGUCUUGCGGUCGAUAUACAGACCUUUGCUUCUUCUGACGUUGGAACCGAUGUGUCUGAACCUCUGCAUAUUCUCGGCCAUCCUGUUGGGUAUACUCUAUCUCUUCUUCGGUGCGUUCCAACUAGUCUUUGACACUGUGUACGGCUUCGAGCUGUGGCAACGUGGUCUUUGCUUCCUCGGUCUGUUCGUCGGCAUGCUUUUUGCCAUCUUCUCCGACCCCCUAUGGCGCCGCAAUUACGUUCUCCUGGAACUGGAACACGAAAAGGCUGUGGGAAGGUCUGACGAUUUUCAACCCGAGUGGCGGCUACCCCCAGGUAUGUCUAGUCCGUGCAUAGCUCAGGACGGUGGCUCUAACCGACUCAAUGCAGCGAUUGCUGGGGGGCCGCUUGUCACCAUAGGGUUGUUCAUCUUUGCCUGGACAAUCUAUUCUCGUGUGCACUGGAUUGUACCGCUCAUCGGCAGUGCGUUCUUUGGAGCGGGGACCAUUCUGGUGUUCUCGGGAGUCUUCACGUUCUUGGUUGAUGCGUACCCAACCUAUGCUGCAAGUGCUCUGGCGGCCAACAGCUUCGCUCGUUCCAUUUUUGGCGGUGUUUUCCCUCUUUUCGGGAUACAGAUGUACAAUAAUCUCGGAUAUCACUGGGCAACCUCCCUGCUUGCAUUUCUGACGCUUGUCAUGGCUCCAUUCCCGUAUAUCUUUUUCCGCUACGGUAAUCGGAUCCGGCAGAAGAGCCGAUUUGCUGCGCGGUAGAUACCCACCCCAUUGCGACCAAGGUAUACAUACCUAUGAUGCAGCGCAUACUCUUUCACUUUGUACAAUCCCCAAACCCUUGAGGGGCACGUGCUCAAGAGUCGGUCAACGAUAGCCACAGCGACAUUCAUCAUAAUAGACAUGCAUACACGGG